CGCGCGGCGCGGGAGCACGUGGGGCGCGGGUCCCGGUCCCGCCGCCAUGGAGGAGCGGGCGGGGCGGGCGGAGCGGGGCCCGGCGGGGGCUGCCCCGGCGGCCGGGGCUGCUGCUGCGGCCGGGGCUGCUGCUGCGGCCGGGGCUGCUGCUGCCGGCGGGGCUGCCCCUGCUGCUGCGGCCGGGGCGGCGGGGCCCGACUGGAACAUCCCGCCCAACGCGCCCGCCUGCAUGGAGCGGCACCUGGAGGGCGCGCACUACCGCGCAGACGGGGCCCUGCUGCUGGGCGCCUCGGCGCUGAGCGGGCGCUGCUGGAGCGGCUCGCUCUGGCUCUUCGCCGACCCCCGCCGCGCCCCCAGCGAGGGCUUCUGCACGGCGGGCGUGCAGACCGAGGCGGGCGUGGCCGACCUGCGCUGGGUGGCCGACCGGGCCGUCUUGGUGGGCUCCGACUCCGGCGCGGUGGAGCUGUGGGAGCUGGACGAGAACGAGACCCUCAUCGUCAACAAGUUCUGCAAAUACGAGCACGACGACGUGGUGCAGGCGGUGUCGGUGCUGGCGGGCGGCAGCCGGGCGGUCAGCGGGAGCAGGGACUGCUGCCUGAAGGUCUGGGACCUGCCCCAGCAGGCGGUGCUGCGCUCCUACCGAGCUCACUCGGAUGCAGUGACCUGUGUGGCUUCCUGCCCUGACAAGGACACGGUGUUCCUGUCCUGUGCUGAGGAUGGCAGAACUUUACUCUGGGACACCCGGUGCCCGAAACCAGCUACUCGAAUUGUUUGCAGUGCCUGUAAUUACCUCCCUACCUCAGUCAUGUGGCAUCCACAGAAAAGUGACACCUUUGCUCUGGGUGACGAAAGUGGAACAGUUGCACUAGUAGAUACAAAGAAUCCUGAUUCUGCCCUCAGCUCCACUGUGCACACCCGACGUGUCACAGGGUUUGCAUUUUCUGCACAUAGCUCACCCUUCCUGGCUUCCAUCAGUGAGGACUGUUCAGUAGCUGUUCUUGACUCAGACCUCUCCGAGGUGUUCAGAAGCCGCUCCCACCGAGACUUUGUGAAGGGCUUAUCCUGGGCUCCCUCAGACAAUGCCUUGCUCACCACGGUGGGAUGGGACCAUCAGGUUUUACAUCACACUGUCCCCAUACCAGCUGGUGAAGCUUCUGGAGUCAACUGUGUAAAAGAAUAGUUUUAUAAACUCAUGGUCCAGAUUCCUUCCUGGCAUUACUUUGAUUCUGCUGAAGUCAAAGUUGUGUGUGAACUGGAGUGGGUGUGGUCUGAUGGCUGCCUUGAGGCUUGUGACUAAGAAGGUUCCUGUAGUAAUUUUGAAUUAGGCAUAAGUUAGUUACAAACUAAGCUUUACCCUCUCCUCAGGAGUUGGCUUCACCUGUGAUAAGAAUUUGGUGUUUUACCCAGAAAAAAAUUUGGCUUCAGGCACAGAGGAGACUUGGAGAGACAGGGAAUUAACCAUCAUUAAAAAAAAAUAAUCAAAAAGACUUAAUCCUCCCUCAGUUCUCCAAACCAUCCAUGGAAUUAAUAGAAGCAUUUUUUGGGAGAGGCUAAAAACACCCACCUCUUGUUAGCUGGAUGCCAGAGGCUGCCCCUUGAGGAAAGCUCUUUUCUUUGCUCUGUGAAUCAAUUCUUCAGCUGCCUGGGGAGACAUGUUUGCCUUUAAAGACUAGAAGGGUGAGGUGCAGAGGUUGGUCUGCACUAUCUGCCAGCAUGGAUCCUCAGGCCAGGAUCUCUGCUCCCCCCGGGGGUGCGGGAAUGCCAGGAGGUGUGUGAGGAUGCUGUGGGAUCAGGAUCCCAGCUGCAGCCCUGUGCUUACACACCUUGGUGGCCGUGUGGGACAUGCUGAAGCCCUGUCCUGCUCAGCAGUGCCCUGCAGCUGAGGCCAGCUCAGAGCCAGAAGUUAGCAGUGGCUGUGCUGUUUGACACCAUGUUUCAUCUCCUCUGUGCUGAAGGCAACUUAAAGACCUGUGAGCAAAAGUUUUAGGUAAGGGGGAAAAAAGUGGACUAAAGACUUCAGUUUUCAUUUGCUUGCUUCUGUAAACAGACUCUGCUUAGUGGUACAUGAGGCUCCUGCUGCACUUGUGGUGAGUGACGUUUUGUGCUGGAGGCUGAGGGGACCAAGCAUUCCCACAAUCCCCAAAACAGACUCCACGUCAUCCUUAGAGGUGUUAUUUUUUUUUUGUACCUUACCACAUAAUUUUCAAACUAAACUGCUUCCCUGGAACAUAUUUAACUGACAAAAAUAACUGCUCUGCAUGCAUUGCCACACUGCUCUAGGUAUGGCUUGGUCUGGCCUAGUGUUUCCUAGACAGAAUAAAGCAGGAACUGACUAAUGACACAAAAAUACUAUUGAAAUUCAUGUUAUUCCUGUUUCUUUAGCAUGGUAGCAACACUAAACUGUACACCACUUGCAGUGGGCUUAUCCCUGCAUAAACAUAGGUCUUAGCUGAUCCAGACUCUGCAGAGCCCACAGUGAAGUGUUAGGCAGGCUCAGCUCUCCCAGGCUCUCUGCUUUUCUCCUAUUUUUAAACCUUUGCUGCUUUUGUAGUUCCCAUGUCAUGCAGGUGUUCACAGAGCAAACUCCCUGAUCUAGAGCAGUGUAUAACAAAGAAAAGGUGAAUUAUUAUAAAAACUGACAAGAUUCCUCAAAAGUACCCCUUGAGCUAGCGAAAAAGUUACCUGUGACAGACUUCUGAUGCUGUUCUGAGAACUGGAAUGGGUCUUGUGCUGUUGGUGGAAUAAGUUUGUCUUGGAAAAGGUGGAAAACGGUUUUUAAAUAAAUUAUAGUUUUCAUUUGUA
Apus apus (common swift) is the source of this 2802-nucleotide messenger RNA. RefSeq names its product WD repeat domain 77 (gene WDR77). Gene Ontology annotation, cellular component: methylosome. The record is from RefSeq and is a predicted model, not a curated record. NCBI's taxonomy places the organism in Eukaryota, Metazoa, Chordata, Aves, Apodiformes, Apodidae. The coding region runs from base 47 to 1180 and encodes 377 amino acids. Gene Ontology annotation, molecular function: protein binding. Gene Ontology annotation, biological process: oocyte axis specification. The transcript has 10 exons.